Molecule: messenger RNA, 330 nt
Organism: Boeremia exigua
Lineage: Eukaryota; Fungi; Ascomycota; Dothideomycetes; Pleosporales; Didymellaceae
Exons: 3
Coding region: 1-330 (109 amino acids)
Cellular component (GO): membrane
Source: RefSeq, a predicted model, not a curated record
AUGAUCAAGACAAUCCUCCUCAUCCUCCUCACCAUCUUCAUCCCACCGAUCGGCGUCUUCCUCGUCGCCGGCUGCGGCGCCGAUCUGCUCAUCAACAUCCUGCUCACGAUCCUGGGCUACUUCCCCGGCCACAUCCACGCCUUCUACGUGGAAUACGUGUACUACAAGCGGCGCGACGAGAUCCGCGACGGCCGGUACGACGGCUCGCUUGCGCCCGGCGUGUACAGCUCCAAGGUGCAGCAGGGCGGGCACAAGAACGUCGCGGUGCAGCCGGUGCCGGCGGCGGGCGUGCCGCCUGCGCAGCAGGGCUAUGGUACUGCUACGGUCUAG